ACACACACACACACACACACGAUCCACCGAUGAAGCGGACCAGCCCCCGGAACCAGCCGACGCUCUUCCAAGCUCUGGGCGUCGAGCGCCCAGGCCAGCCUGACAAGUCUCAGCCCGAAAAGUCGCAGUCCGACAAGUGUCAACACGAAAAGCCCCGGACCUCCCGGCACCCGAUGUUCUGGCUGCCGCGCGAGACCUCCGGCACAUUGAUCUAUGGGGAAAGUCUGUCGCUGGAGGAGCAUCUGCGCCGCGCGGCCGGCAAGGGCGCCGCGCCGAAGCCCCUGCGCGUGGCCGCCUUCGACAUGGACUUCACCCUGAUUCGGCCCCACCGGGGGACUUACCCCCGUGGCCCGAGUGACUGGGUGUUUUUGACGCCCGAGGGCCAGAAGGCCGCGACCGGAUCGUCCCGCAAGCGCCAGGCCCCCCGGCGCCCGGUGACCACGGUCAGCCGGGACCCCAAGAGUCUGGCUGCCCUGGAAACCCCCCUGCGUGGGGCGGGUCAUCUGUCGGAGGUCCGGGACACCUUGCAAGCCCUGCACUCGGCCGGCUGGCUGGUUGCCAUUUUCUCCAACCAAUUCGUCUCUCCGGACAUGGAGGCCUCCCACCGGAGGGAGAUGCGCACCAAGCUCGAGGACAUCGCUUCGCAUAUCGACAUCCCCUUCUGCUUUUCGGCGGCCCUCUCACGCGACGGGUACCGCAAGCCCUGCCGGGGCAUGUGGCUGCACUUUGUGGCUCGCAUGGCCGACACUUACGGCCUUGAGAUCGAUCAAGAGCGCUCGUUCUUCGUGGGUGACGCGGCCGGCCGGCCGAGCGACCACAGUGCCGCGGAUCGGCUGUUCGCCGCGAACAACGGGCUGCCAUUCUUUCUCCCGGAGGAGAUCUUCUUCGGGACCCCGGUGGUGCCGGAGCUGCUGGUUCUGCGGCACUUCGAGCCGCGGAGCUUCCCCAAAUCCGGGACCCCGGAGCACCGGCAGGUGCAGGACCGCAUCACAGCCCUGACCCAGCAAGGGGCCCCUGCUGCCGGGGCCGAAUUGGUCCUGCUGGUCGGGCCACCGGCCUCUGGGAAGUCCACCUUCGCAAGGCGGUACUUCCGCACGGAGGAUGUCCGGUCUCGCGGCCUUGGUGGCUUCGAUGCCAAGGUCCCGGUCGCCGGGUCCGGCGCUUCUGACGACGCCCCGGCGCCCGAGACCCCCGCCCGUCGGUACCUGCGCGUCAAUCAGGAUCUCCUGAAGUCCCGCGAGGCGUGCAUCCGCCUGACCGACCGCCUGCUGACCGCCGGCCACAGCGUUGUCGUCGACAACACCAACCCCGACCGUGCCACGCGCGAGGCGUACCUCGCCAUUGCCACGCGGCUGGGCGUCCCCGCGCGGGCCUUUGUUCUCGGCAUGCCGGAUGGCUCGGCCGACGAGGGGUACAUGCUCCUCUCGCAGCAUCUCAAUUUGUACCGGCUGCUCCGGGGCGACACCGAUGGCGACCCGCGAGACCUGGUCCCGCGCAUUGCCUUCAACAUCUUCUCCAGCAAGUUUCAGCACCCCUCGGUGGCCGACGAGCCGGGGCUCACCUCCGUGGCGGUGGUCCCCUUCCUGCCGGACUUUGCUCCGGCAGUGGGCCCGGCCGACGAGCAGGCCGACCUCCAGGACACCGCGCCCUCAUCGCCCCUGGGACGCACCCCCAGCAGCUGGGAGGACAUUCGGUCGUGCCGGGAACGCCUCUUCUUCGAGCACCUUGUUUGAUGCCCGACCAGGUGCCAACGAAUCGGGACUCCGGUCAACACGCGCCCGCAGGCGCGGGGAAGCAGAAAAAAAACAAAAUAGACGCACACAACCAGGCGUGGUA
Messenger RNA from Fonticula alba, 1836 nucleotides. RefSeq lists its product as hypothetical. Gene Ontology annotation, biological process: DNA repair. The record is from RefSeq and is a predicted model, not a curated record. Bases 30 to 1733 code for a protein of 567 amino acids. The transcript has 4 exons. Lineage: Eukaryota; Rotosphaerida; Fonticulaceae. Gene Ontology annotation, molecular function: double-stranded DNA binding; ATP-dependent polydeoxyribonucleotide 5'-hydroxyl-kinase activity; polynucleotide 3'-phosphatase activity.